Messenger RNA from Orcinus orca (killer whale), 5126 nucleotides. RefSeq names its product EH domain binding protein 1 like 1 (gene EHBP1L1). The transcript has 19 exons. The record is from RefSeq and is a predicted model, not a curated record. Bases 243 to 4703 code for a protein of 1486 amino acids. Lineage: Eukaryota; Metazoa; Chordata; Mammalia; Artiodactyla; Delphinidae. Gene Ontology annotation, molecular function: protein binding.
UCAGCGCUCCAGCGACACGACGCGCCCCGGACGACCCCGCCGACGCAGCCAGACCACCCAGCGGGCCCCAGCGGCGGCGGCGGCAAGUGCGGCUCCGGGUCCCGCGCCUCGGACCCCUCCCCACGGACGGGGCGGGCGGUGCCGAUAGGAGCCCGGAGGCCAUGGGGACCUGGGCCAGGCCAGCGAUCGCGGGCCAGCGGGAGCCCCGGGUCUGAGGAACGGGCGGCGGAGGCGGCAGGGCCAUGACCUCGGUGUGGAAGCGCUUGCAGCGCGUGGGCAAGCGGGCCGCCAAGUUCCAGUUUGUGGCCUGUUACCACGAGCUGGUGGUGGAGUGCACCAAGAAAUGGCAACCGGAUAAGCUGGUGGUAGUGUGGACCCGGCGGAACCGACGCAUCUGCUCCAAGGCCCACAGCUGGCAGCCGGGCAUCCAGAACCCAUACCGGGGCACCGUGUUGUGGAUGGUACCUGAGAAUGUGGACAUCUCUGUGACCCUAUACAGGGACCCACACGUGGACCAGUAUGAGGCCAAAGAGUGGACGUUUGUUAUUGAGAAUGAGUCCAAGGGGCAGCGGAAGGUGCUGGCCACAGCCGAGGUGGACCUGGCCCGCCAUGCAGGGCCUGUGCCUGCCCAAGCCUCACUGCGGCUGCGGCUGAAGCCCAAGUCGGUGAAGGUGGUGCAGGCCGAGCUGAGCCUCACUCUCUCUGGGGUGCUGCUGCGGGAGGGCCGCGCCACGGAUGAUGACAUGCAGAGUCUUGCGAGCCUCAUGAGCAUGAAGCCUAGUGACGUGGGCAACUUGGAAGACUUUGCUGAGAGCGAUGAGGAGGAUGCUAAUGGCCCAGGGGGCCCGGACGCGAGGGUUCGUGUCCUCCAGCCAGAUACUUCUCGGGAGCUGAAGACACUCUGUGAGGAGGAGGAAGAGGGCCGAUUUCGGCCCCGGCAGGCAGCUGCCAGCCCUUCUAGUGCCGAGGAUACCAGCCCAGCCCCUGUGAGUGCCCCUGCGCCCCCAGCCAGGGCCUGCCGGGGCCAGGGGUCAGAACCAGCUCCUGUAGCAGGGGGCCAGGUGGGGCCCAAGGCCCCAAGGCCCCCCGGAACCCCACCGGAGACAAGGUCCUCAAGACAGCCAGGCCAGGACGCGGCCCCCAGCCCGGCCCCUCGGCUCCGGAAAGGCUCUGAUGCCCCCUGGCCCCCAGUCCCCCAAGGGGGAGAUGAGGCCCCCAACGCCUCAGGGGCUCCCCCAACAGGCGUGAAUUCUGCUGUGGAGACCCAGGCCUGGGCAAGCCCUCAGAAAGGGACAGAGGCCCAGGGAACCGGGCUGGGCCCAGGCAUUGAGGACAGAGAUUCCAGCAACUCUUUGGAAGGGCAGAAACCCAAGGUUGAAGAGGGGGGCAUUGGGGACAGGCCAGAGGCUAGUGGGGUGGACACUGAGCAUGGGUCAGGAGUCAGAGAGGUGAACAGUAAGAGGUCAGAGGUCAGAGCUGGGGAGGCUGAAGAGAGUUUAGAAGUUGGUCAGGUGGAUGCUGAGCAGAGGUCAAAGGUGAGACAUGUGGACACUAAGGGACCAGAGGCUACAGGGGUGACAUCUGAGGCAAGAUUCAAGGGAACUCCUGAGGCUCCUCCAAGGGGCUCUCAGGGGAGGACAGGGGUCAGGACCAGGGAAGAGGCUCCCACCAUCCUGAGCCCACCCCCAGCGGAGCCGGCAGGGCAAUCCAGGCAUCUCAGUGACCUCAAGGGGGCCAGGGCUGCUGCGGGCCAGGAGAGAGAGGGUGCAGAGGUGAGGGGUGGAGCCCCUGGUGUUGGGGGGACAGGCCUGGAGCAGGGCCCCUCUGCUGGAGCAGCAAGCGCCAGGCCCCAGGUGAGCCAGUACCAGGGGGCCCCACCAGCAGCUGACCAGGGGGUGAUGUCCAGGGAUAUGAGGGUCCGGGAAGUAGAAACUGGGGAUUUGAGGGACCUGGGAACAGAAACUGGUGUGACAGAAUCAGAGUUAUUGGGGACCCAGAGAACAGAAGUGGGUGGGUCAGGGUUCCCCGAGAUAGAGACUGAGACAGCAGAAGUGGAGAUACUGGGGACCCAGGAGACAGAGGCAGUGAGAUCAGGGGUCCUGGAGUCAGAGGCUGCUGAGAUGGCAGAGUCUGAGGAACUAGGGACCCAGAAAACAGAAGUCAGCAUUUUAGGGGUCCCAGGGGCAGAGGCCGGGAUGGCAGAGUGUGAGGUACUGGGGACCCAGGAGACAGAGGCUGUGGGUACAGGAGUUCUGGGGACGAAGACUAGGAUAUCAGAGAUUGAGAUACUAGGGAUCCAGGAGAUAUCUGGGGGUUCACGGGUACUGAAGAUAGAAGCUGAUACAGCAGAAUCUGAAAUAUUGGGGGCCCAGGAGACAGAGAUGGGGUGUUCAGGGGUCUCAGAGAUAAAAUUUAAGAUAACAGGGAUGCAGGAGACAGAGUUAUGGGGUUCUGAGGUCCCAGGGAUCGAGACUGAGACGGCAGAAGCUGAGAUACUGGAGACCCAGGAGAUGGCAGCUGGGGGUUCACGGGUCCCAGGGAUGGAGACUGAGACACUGGGGACCCAGGAGACAGAGGUUGGGGGUUCAGGGGCCCCAGGGACAGAGACUGAGACACUGGGGACCCAGGAGACAGAGGUAGGGGGUUCAGGGGCCCCAGGGACAGAGACUGAGACAUUGGGGACCCAGGAGACAGAGGUAGGGGGUUCAGGGGCCCCAGGGACAGAGACUGAGACAUUGGGGACCCAGGAGACAGAGGUGGAAGAUUCGCAGUUCUCAGGGCCAGAGGCUAGAAUGGCAAAGGCUCAGACUUCUGGGGCCCAGAGGGCAGAGACUGGACUCUGGGAGACCCUCAGAUAUGAGGCUUUAGGGGCUCCAGUCACAAAGCAUGGGAUUUUAGGGUCCCAGGGAGCAGAGGCAGAAACUACAGUUUUGAGGGGCCAGGAGGUGGAGGCUGGGACUUUGGGAGUUUCAGAGGCCAUGUCUGGGGUUUGGGGGGCCGAGGAAGCAGAGACGGAGGUUUCGGGGGCUUCAGAGAACCAAUCUGGUAUUUUUGAGGCCCAGGAAGCAGAGGCUGGGGUCUCAGGAACCGAGAAGGGAAAAGAAGCUGAGGGAAACCUCCCAGAGGCCAGCCUGAUGGAGGCGCAGGUGGCCAGUGGGGCAGGGGCUGGGGUGCCCAGGCCCUCGGGGGCCUCUUCCCCAGAGGAGCCUGAAGAGGACAGGAGGCUGCCGGGCAGCCAGGCACCACCCGCCCCGGUCAGCUUCAGUCAGUCCCUGCUGGAGUGGUGCCAGGAAGUCACCGCCGGCUACCGUGGCGUCCGCAUCACCAACUUCACGACAUCCUGGCGCAACGGCUUGGCCUUCUGUGCCAUCCUGCACCGAUUCCACCCGGACAAGAUCGACUUUGCCUCCCUGGACCCACUCAACAUCAAACAGAACAACAAGCAGGCCUUUGAUGGCUUCGCGGCCCUGGGCGUGUCGCGGCUUCUGGAGCCGGCGGACAUGGUGCUGCUGUCGGUGCCCGACAAGCUCAUCGUCAUGACGUACCUGUGCCAGAUCCGCGCCUUCUGCACGGGGCAGGAGCUGCAGCUGGUGCAGCUGGAGGGCGGCGGCGGCGCCGGCACGUACCGCGUGGCCAGCUCCCAGUCGAGCCCGCCCGACGAACUGGACACCGGCGGCCUGGCGCAGCGGCUGCGCGAGCACUGGGCCCAGGAGCCCCAGGAAGCCGCGACCCGCGCGGACGGGACGGCCCCCGAGGCGGCCUCCAAGGACCGCGGGGCCGAGGCCGCCCAGGAGCCGCGCUCCGUGGAGGCCCCGGCAGACGGCCCUGGAGCCCGGGCAUCCGUGCCCCCGACAGAGGGGCUGGUGAACGGGAUGGAGGCGCCGGGCGCCGCGGGCGGCGUGAGGCUGCGGCGGCCGUCGGUCAACGCGGAGGCCGGGCCCGUGCCCCCGCCCCGCGCGCACGGCUCCUUCUCCCACGUGCGCGACGCUGACCUGCUGAAGAAGAGGCGCUCGCGGCUGCGGAACAGCAGCUCCUUCUCGGGGGACGACCCGGACUCGGGAGCCGCGGGAGCUGCCGGAGCGGCGGCGGAAGUCGUGAGCCCUGACCCCAGCCCUGCCCCACAGCAGGCCCCUGGUGGGAGUCCGCCAUCGGAGGAGCUACCCCCAAGCCCAGCAGAGGAGGCUGGGCUGCAACGGUUCCAGGACACAAGUCAGUAUGUGUGCGCAGAGCUACAGGCCCUGGAGCAGGAACAGAGGCAGAUAGAUGGGCGGGCGGCCGAGGUGGAGACGCAGCUGAGGAGCCUCAUGGAAUCAGGUGCCAACAGGCUGCAGGAGGAGGUACUGAUCCAGGAGUGGUUCACACUGGUCAACAAGAAGAACGCUCUCAUCCGGAGGCAGGACCAGCUGCAGCUGCUCAUCGAAGAGCAGGACUUAGAGCGGAGGUUCGAGCUGCUGAGCCGGGAGCUACGGGCCAUGUUGGCCAUUGAAGACUGGUUGAAAACGGCCGCGCAGCAGCACCGGGAGCAGCUCCUGCUGGAGGAGCUGGUGUCGCUGGUGAACCAGCGCGACGAGCUGGUCCGGAACCUGGACCAGAAAGAGCGGACCGCCCUGGAGGAGGACGAGCGCCUGGAGCGCGGCCUGGAGCAGCGGCGCCGCAAGCUGAGCCGGCAGCUGAGCCGGCGCGAACGCUGUGUGCUGAGCUGAGGCCGCGAGGGCCCGGACGUUUUCGCCCCUCCCGGUCCGUCCAGACCGCAGCUUUUCUCCCCGUCGCGCCCGGUCGCCGCUUCGGGCCUGCGCUCCGGAGGACCGGACCCUCCCCGAUGCCGCGCGUGGCCAGUAGGGGCCGUCGUCACCCUUUACCAGGAGGGGACGCGCGGCCCUUCAGGCCCCGACGGACAGGGGCGGCUGGGCGGCCGCGCCGCCCGGGCGUAUUUAUUAGUCCGUGUGAGUGUGUGUGCGUGUGUUCGUGGUGGGCUGGGGGGUCCCAGGCACGCCCCCCAGAGCCCCUCCCCGAGGGCAGGACCCGGCCGGCCAGCACCGAGGGAGAGGGACGGCUCUUGCACUGCCACAUCCCCGCCCUCCCCCUUCUUCCUGUUCCUCACGAGCAAUAAAGUUAGACAAGGCCAA